GCGGGACAACUGAUGACACAAAGAGUCUGCAUCGCUUGAGCGCGGGUCUCUAAAACUUAUCUGGAAGAGGUCAUCUAUUUAACGCCAUAAAUAUGUCACAAGAAUAAUAGAGCGUUUCAUCGUAUCCAGACAGUCAACUUGUUCCUUUUGAUUUAUUUGUGCAAUUGAAGAGAGAGGUGAAUUAGGAAAGCGACGGAGAUGGAACCAUCAACAGAUGUGGAAACACUAUCCGAAACCAACGAAACUCAAGAUAUUGAUUCGGAUGAUAUGCUGGAGUUAAAUCAGUUCGACGGGCUCCCCUUUUCUUCAAGAUAUUACAAACUAUUAAGAGAAAGAAAAGGUCUGCCGGUGUGGGGAGCGAAAUGCGAGUUUAUGGACAGUUUGAUCAACAGUCAGAUUGUGAUAGUUACUGGCACAUCUAAAACAGGACAAAGCACUCAGAUCCCUCAGUGGUGUGCAGAGUUUUGCCUGUCUACGCAGUAUCAGAAUGGCAUGGUAGUGUGCACUCAGAUUCACCAACAGAGCACGGUGGAACUGGCCCUCCGUGUGGCCGACGAGAUGGACGUGAACAUCGGCAAUGAGGUUGGGUACAGCAUCCCACUUCAGACCUGCAGCUCCCCUGACACUGUCCUGAGGUACUGCACAGAUGAUGUGCUGCUCCGGGAAAUGAUGUCAGACCCCCUCUUGGAGCAGUGUGGUGUGGUGGUUAUUGAUCAGGCCCAGGAACGUACCGUCAGCACAGACCUGCUCCUCGGGCUGCUCAAAGACGUGCUCCUCGCACGGCCAGAGCUCAGACUGGUCAUCCUCACCGCCACUCUCUCCGCUGAGAAACUGCUAAGUCACUAUGGAAGCGUUCCUCAGAUCCGGCUGGAAGGGCCACAGCCGUGCGAGGUGGUGUAUGGGAGUGGGAGAGGAGGUGUGAAGGAUUACCUCUGCUCUGCUCUUAGACUGGCACUGGAGAUACAUCAGAAUCAAAACCAUGGAGACAUUGUCACAUUUCUGGCAACUGAGCAAGAGAUUGAAUGUGCCCAUGCCAUUUUGCGGCGAGAGGGUGUCAAUCUUGCAUUGUCUCACGGCGAGCUGGUGCCCGUGUCUCUGUGCCCUGCGCAGGGAGACAGUCUCUCAGUGCUCUCUGAGGAGAGCAAGAGUAGGAGAGUCUUCCUCACCUGCAGCCCCAGUGAAGACUUAUUCUGGGCCGUUCAGAGCAUUCGCUUUGUGAUUGAUGCUGGAGUGCAAAAAAGAUAUGUUUACAAUCCUAGAAUCAGAGCCAACUCCAUUGUUAUUCGACCAAUCAGCAAGAGCCAAGCCGAGAGCCGAAAACAACUUGCAGGCCCAACAGGCAAGUGUUUCUGUUUGUAUCAAGAGGACACUUCACUUCCUGUUGAGAGCGUCCCUCACAUUCUUGAGUCUGACAUCACUUCCACUGUGCUCUUCCUAAAGCGCAUGGAAAUUGCUGGCCUGAGCCACUGUGACUUCAUUGACAGACCAGAUCCAGAAGGCCUCAUGCAAGCUUUAGAGGAACUCGACUAUCUUGCUGCUUUGGAUGAUGACGGGAAUCUCUCUGAGAUUGGAAUUAUCAUGUCAGAGUUUCCUCUUGAGCCACAGAUGGCUAAGACUUUGCUUGCGUCUUGCGAAUUCGACUGUGUGAGUGAAGUGCUGACCAUCGCUGCCAUGCUAACAGCUCCGAGCAGUUUCCUUACACCCCCAGUGGAAAUGAGACAGAAGGCCUUGCUGUGUCAUCAGAGGUUCCAGCAUGCUGAAGGAGACCACUUCACCCUUAUUAACAUAUUUAAUGCUUACAGAUAUGCUAAGGAAGGGCCAUACUCUAGUGUGGAACAGUGGUGUGAAGACCAUUUCCUUAGUCUGGCUGCUCUUCAGACAGCAGAUGCGAUACGCUCUGAGCUAACAGAAAUCCUGAAACGGAUAGAGCUGCCAGUGUCCUUACCCGCCUUUGGCUCUAAAAACAACAACUUGAACAUCAAACGUGCAUUACUAGCUGGCUUCUUCAUGCAGGUGGCGAGGGACAUUGACGGGUCAGGGAAUUACUUCAUGCUAACCCAUAAACAUGUGGCUCAGAUCCACCCACUGUCUGGCUAUGGAACCGAGAUGAACAAGAAGAAUCUUCCAGAUUGGGUUCUGUACCAUGAGCACACGCUAUCAGAGAACAACUGUAUCAGAACUGUCUCUCAGAUCUCAGCACAUGAGUUCAUUCAGAUGGCGCCACAGUACUUCUUCUAUAACCUGCCACCUAGUGAGAGUAAAGAUGUACUGCAGCACAUUAUAGAUCAUGGUUCAGCUGCCCCAUCUAAAGGCAUAAGAAAAUCCCAGACCCCCAGCAGCGCUGCCAGUGAGGAGCAGCCCCAUGAGCGGUGUACCAUACAGUGACUGGGGAAAUGGCAUACGUUGCCACUGCGUUACCCUGACAUUAACCGUGUGCAAACAGGAUGCUUAGACUGCUGGCUUGCUAUACAGUAACCAUGGAAUGUGUGAGGCACAAUGAGGAAUCUCAAUAGACUCACCAAAUUAGUUUGAUUGAUUAAUCAAUAAUGAUGAAGAAAAGAACAGAUUGUGUAAUCUGUUACUUAAAUUCAAAGGGCGUGCAGAAAAAUAUUUAGCGGGACAAUGCUUCUAGGAAAUAACAGUUUGAACUGUUGUCUUCUCUCUGCUGAAUUUAUAACAAUUUAAAUGACCUACUGCUGUGCAGUAGUUAAUGAAUAAACUGUCAUUGACUUUAAUGUAUUUUAUAAACUGUAGCUACUAGUUAGCAGAUUUAGCCAUGUGCAUCAAGAUAGUACAAUUGAACAUUAUUUUCCUUUUUGCAUUGAUUGUGUUUCACAAUGGUUAUAUUUAGUGCAGCAGAGCUGUAAAAGACUGGAAUUUUUUUUUUGUUAAUUAUAUUUUCCAGUUGUAUAUGUAUUUAUUUGUAAGGCGUUUGUUUAACUAAUUAUUUUUUUUCUUUAAUUAAUUUCCACUUCAGUUCAGCUUGAUAAUUCACACAAAAGUGUUUUUGGAAGUGUUGAUAUUGUAUCUCUGAUUUUUUUUUUUCUAUAAAACUCUCAAACAGUUUGAAUAAAGUCCAAAAUGUUCUGAAAUG
Messenger RNA from Pimephales promelas (fathead minnow), 3094 nucleotides. It is a transcript of the gene dhx32b, whose product is annotated as DEAH-box helicase 32b. NCBI's taxonomy places the organism in Eukaryota, Metazoa, Chordata, Actinopteri, Cypriniformes, Leuciscidae. Gene Ontology annotation, molecular function: helicase activity; RNA binding. The record is from RefSeq and is a predicted model, not a curated record. Gene Ontology annotation, cellular component: intracellular anatomical structure; spliceosomal complex.